Messenger RNA from Musca domestica (house fly), 4588 nucleotides. RefSeq lists its product as uncharacterized. NCBI's taxonomy places the organism in Eukaryota, Metazoa, Arthropoda, Insecta, Diptera, Muscidae. The transcript is spliced from 9 exons. Gene Ontology annotation, cellular component: cell periphery. The record is from RefSeq and is a predicted model, not a curated record. Bases 1 to 4509 code for a protein of 1502 amino acids.
AUGAGCGGCUCUAUGCUGAACAAUGGCAGCAUUAACCGCAAUAUUAAAAGCUUCUCUGAACUCAACUCAUUAUCAUCAGCAUCUACGACAACAACAACAACAAUAAAAGGAAUAUCCUUCGAGGCAGGACAACCAUCAGUGGCACAAUCAUUCAAAUUAUCAUCAGCUAGCUGUUACUGGAGUAAUGUGUCAACAACCCUACCGCCAACACCGUUAUCGACAUCAUCGUCAUCGCCAUCAGCAUCAGCAUCAGGAGAAACAAUAACAAUAGCCCGCAAUUGUUAUCCAGCUCCCAGCAACAUCACCUCCCCACCACCAACAACAACAACAAUAAUAACAACAACAUCACCGCCAUCAGCACAGCAGUCAUGCUGGAGUUGUUCCAAAACUGGAUAUGGAAAUGGUAUAGAAGGGCGCCAACGCCAACAACGCUUCAGGAGAAUGUCUUCAACAAUGCCCCCCUCCCCGUCGUCAUCAUCAUCUUCAGCAAUGUGGCUGUCAACGCGUUUUGACAAGUGGCAAAUUGUUGUCUUAUCAAUAAUUAUUUUAUUAUGUUGCACAAGUCACGUGUUGGCAAUACGAAAGGGUCGCCUGAUGACUCCAAGCACCUUUACCGCUCUGAGUGGAGAUUUACAUAUACAGAUACAAUUCUCACCAGAUGAAUUCGUGAAUAACACCUCGAAGGGAAAUCGGAAGUCCCAGCAGGAUGGAAUGGCGACAACAUCACGAACCACCACCACCACCUCCACGAACAAGGAGCCAUCUCCGCCUGAAGUGGAGAAUUUCAUAACCAAUACCCUGGUAAUUAGUAAAUAUAUUGAUGAGGAAGAUGAUGGCGAUGUGGCGGUCACGGAUGCCACAACGCCCACGGUGAGGACCUCAGCCACACCCACCAGCAAUGAUUCUUUGGUUUUGCACCGGAAACGCAAAGAAAUCGUACAAAAUAUACCCGUCUAUCCGGAUCCACGGCACAAUGUCACCCAGGUGGCCGUGCCCUGCCAGACCUUCAUGUGGGGUGGCCUCUAUGAAAUGCAGUUGGUAUCGAAUUUGAAAAUCACCAAUAAAUCACCCGGCAAUGCCAGUGGAGAAGACCCACCCACCAUAUCGCCAACAACCAUCACAACGACCCUAAUUCCCUCCACCGAUGAAAGGCUACGCCAAACCCUGGAUGUCCGAUGGCCAUCGGCCGAAAUGAUUGUCAGCCCAGUGCGUUUAACCACAUAUCCCGAGGGACCUGUCGAAGUCACUUUGCGCUUUCCCGAAGUCAACUGUGAUAGUGCAUGGAAACGUGAAGACCUGCCGGAAUUUUGGCUCGAACUCAUCUACUGUGGCAAGGAGCGUAACUGUUCCCAGCUAAUGCCGCAGAAUAUCAGCAAGUCAAGUAUUCUCUUUGCCGAACAGGUUCGAGGAUUCCCGAAACAGAAAUCCUUCAAACUCUCCUGUGACCUCUUUGGGCUGGCGGGGAACUAUGCCGUGCAGCUAAGGCCCAUGGUUCCAGCCCACCAUCUACCCAUUACCCGACGUUUUCUAUCCGUCGAUUGGAGUGAGAAAUAUGUUUUCAAUGUCUAUGCCAGGAGCAUAUUUCCCUGUGAUCCCCACACCGGAAUUGGGGUACUCUAUGAAUAUCCCAGCUGUAUUUUGGAGCAAGGAGAUCGGGUAAGGGUCUAUGCCAAGCUAAGGGCAGAUGUGGCAUCUCUAAAGCCACCCACCUCCCUUCACUACAUUGCCGAGCAGAGGGUGGUAAAAAAUCAAUACUCGUUGUAUUUCAACUGCGAGCUCUUCACGGAGAAAUAUGUGGAAUAUUGUUUUGUCUACGUCACGCAGGCCAUAUCGGGAGCCGUGGCGGAUGUGCGCAUGGACUGUGUGCCCACGCUGCCCGUGAAGGAAUCUGAUACCGGAGGCUGGGGACCAUGGAGCGAAUGGACGCCCUGCUCGACAAAUUGUCUGGGUGGCACCCGGAAUCGCUAUCGUUUUUGUGAUUCACCACCGCCGCGUUAUGGCGCGAAAUUUUGCGAGGGUCCUUCGGUCCAAACGGAGAAGUGUGGCCAAUCGAUUGCCGAUACCUGGGAUUGCAUUUACGAAACCAGUGGCACGUCUAACAAUAAAAAUCGUACCGAUGUUUCACAGGAAAUCGGACCCGGUUGCCGUUGUGGCUGUAUUGUCCAUCUGGGAGCCUCAAAGCCCAAACGCAUUAUUGCCGGGGCCACACAAAGCUGUCCAGGGCGAUCGUUUUGGUUGUUGCAGGUUGAUGGUGAAGAGACUAUUGCUCUGCAGUUGAGCUUUCUGCGUUUGCCGUGUGCCACACAAUACAUCAAAAUACGUGAUGGGCCAUCAUUAUCAUCCACAUUGUUGAUAGAGUUACAGGGUGGCAGUGGUGGAGGAGGAGCAGGCAUGGGAGGUGGCAAUGGAGUUGCUGGUGCGGUUAACUCGGCUGGAGCCACCACAUCCCAGGGCAAUGGCAAUUUACCUGUUUUUGUGGAAUCCAGUGGAGCUCAAUUAUUAUUGGAAUUCUUUGCCGGUGAGGAUGGCAGCGGUGGCAGCAUUGCUAACAACACUGAAAUCCAUACGGGCCAAAUAUGUACCGGUGGUUUUUUGGCUAAUGUGGAACAAAUUGGAAAAAAUGCCACAGCCUCAUUAAGGCCGGUAAUGGCAGCCACUGGACUGACAGUGAAAAGCAGAGCAUUUUUGCAAAAACCUAAAAUGAAGACGAAAUUUACUUUGGUCCAUCUGAGCGCCAUUGUUUUUGCCAGCAUUAUAAUACUGAUAAGCGCCUUGUUGGGAGCCCAAUAUGUGGUGCGAUAUCGCAAAUAUCACUUGGCCAUUGCCAAACGCCGCGAUGAAGGAUCCCGACUCCACACGCCAAGCGCCUCUAUGAAUUCCCUGGCAAGUCCACCCUCUAGAGCCAUAUCGACAACAACUCUUAUCUCGGAAGUUAUCUAUAUGGUUAAAAUGCGCCCGAAACAUCAGCUAAGACAUUCUAUUCUACGGGAGAGUGUCGAUGCUGAGAAUUUGGCAAGGGAAACGGAAAUGAAUGAAUCAAUCAUUAAGGAACCCACAAUUAAGAGCGUCGAUGAACUUGGCAGUACCGGAUCCAUAGUCACAUUGCGCAAUGAAAUCAUUUCGCCCACCACAGAAGAGGGUUUGGCUAAUCGCACGCCCAGCGAAUGCUCAAAUGGCGAUGAAGAAGAGCGAGAUGAAAAUGAUCCUCGAAAUGCCACCCUGAAACGUAAGGAUAGCGGUAAAGAUUCCGAAAGUAUUAUAUCUUCGGGAAUGUCUUCGAUAUGCAAUAGCCCACCAAUGAAUACGAAACGUAGCAGUAAAUAUUCAGAACGUUACGAUGCGGCCACCUUGAAAAUGACCAAUUCCUAUAUCGAAGAGAAAACCGAUUGUGAAUCGCUGAAAUCGAUUGUAAUGCAGCAGCAGAGGAGGAAUCCGCGUUGCAGUAGCGUUAAUUUGACAAAUGGUUGUUAUUCACCUGCCUCGAGCAUCAUUAGCUCGGCCACCAUACGCAGCACCAAUGCCAAGGAAAGUAAAGAGAAACAGAAUCGCAAAAAACUCUUGGCCAGGCCAGGUUCGGAAUUUUCGCUGGGGACCCAGGAGGAUUUUGAGUUGGAUUAUUAUGACUACAAUGUGACAAAUGCCGGUGCGGCACCGGGAUCAUAUUUGGGCAUGGAUCCAGCUUAUUUGAUAUGGAUACCCCCGUUCGAUGAUAUACCCGACUCACCGGAAAGGGAAGAUGACGACAAAACCCCCGAACCCAUACCGGAUGAAAAUCAACCCCUCUACGAGGAUAUCAAGAUGCCAAAAUUUGGCCACUACCUAAGUCCCCAUAGCAACACAAAUUCCAGUACCAAUACCACCACCAAUACCAGUCCCAUAUCAGAUGAAUUAUCACCGCUGAAUAGCAACUUCCAUUCCAAGGCGACAACACCCUCCGAAACGGAUUUGAAAAAUUGCCUAAUACGCAAGGCAAUUUCAACGAAUUCCCAAAACUCCGGCUCCACCUCCAAACAAUCGACACCAUAUCUUUCGCGCAAGAAGCGCAAGGCCCAAAGGCAGCAAUCCAAAUCCACCAUGUCUCUGGGCCAUAAUGACAAGGAUGAGGAGAGUAUACCCCUCAAGGAGUUAAAUGUUACCAAAUCGGCGAGAAAUCUACUGCUGAGACAAGAAAAUCAUCAGCAGCAACAUCAGCAACAGGUGGUGGAACCGGAAACCAUUUUGGAAACGGAUUCCAUGAAUGGUUCAUACAUUGAAAAGGAAACAUCUGUGGUUAAAUCACCAAGUGAUCUACAGAAUUAUUCUUCCUUAACGGCCGACAUACAAUUUGCCGAUGACAGUGAGGAAAGUGAUGAGGAGCUAACGUCCAUAGGACAAAAGGACCGGCAGCGUAAGUUGUCGGCCAAGGAGAUUUUGGCGGAGGAGUGUAAAAUUGUAAGGGACAUGAAAAAGGUUAGCGGAACGCUAAGGCAUCAGAGUCAAACGCGUACAAUGAAAAGGACACAGGUUUAGAGCGGGGAGAGGAGAUAGAUUUCCGAAAGGGGAAAAAAGAUUUUUUGAGUCGAAUGGUUACCCAUUCGGGAAAACUUGA